Messenger RNA from Petromyzon marinus (sea lamprey), 2578 nucleotides. RefSeq names its product von Willebrand factor C domain-containing protein 2-like. The record is from RefSeq and is a predicted model, not a curated record. Gene Ontology annotation, biological process: negative regulation of BMP signaling pathway. Gene Ontology annotation, molecular function: protein binding. Gene Ontology annotation, cellular component: AMPA glutamate receptor complex. NCBI's taxonomy places the organism in Eukaryota, Metazoa, Chordata, Hyperoartia, Petromyzontiformes, Petromyzontidae.
GGGGGGGCAGUGGCUGUGUCACCCCCGUCUCGCUCGCUCCGCAUUUCAAGUUCGCACACGCACGGUCCGCGCUCACUCCGGCUCCUGACGCGGACGCGCAGUCACGGGACGUGGUGGUGGUGGUUGGUGGUGGCGUAGUAAUGCACGAGGUAGGUUAUAAAGCCGCUUAACAUGCGACUCGAACGCACGACUCUCCGAGAGCGACUCCGCAUUCCGUAGCGGCUUCCCUGCGUCGCGACCGUAAAUUGGCUGGGGUGCCCCCGCUGCAUCGGCUUGGGCGCAUAAAUCACACCGCGCUGCCGAGAGCUACAUUUUUACGCAAUUCUCUCGCCGGCGUCUCAGCCAUGAGGGCGCUGCCACGUCUCUCUCGCGGGCAAGCGCUCCUCCUCGCCCUAAUCUACUUCGAGCCCCUCUUGAUCCACCCUCUCGGCGCCGGUCCGCUCUCCCCGGGGCCGCGGACCCUCGGCGCUCCGGACAUCGCUCGGCUCGCAGCCGCCGCGGGUCUCGGCUCGCGAGGCGGCGCGGCGCCUAGCCCAGCCUCCCUGCAGGAGACGACGUCGCCCGGCGCCUACGAGGGCGAGCACGACCGCCGGGCGCAGCGGGGUUGCGAGGACGCGACGGGGCGCGUUUUCCGCCUCGGGGAGCGCUUCUUCCCAGGGCACGCCUCGUGCCCGUGCGUGUGCGCCGAGGACGGGCCCGUGUGCGCGCCGCCCGAGUGCCCGCGCCUGCACCCCAAGUGCGUGCGCGUCGAGUCGGACGGCUGCUGCCAGCAGUGCAAGCAGGUUCGCAGCGGCUGCGACUUCAAGGGUGCCAAGUACGGGUCGCUGCAGGAGUUCAAGCUGUCCCCAUGCGAGCGGUGCCGCUGCGAGGCGGACGGGGAGGUGACGUGCGUGGUCUCGGACUGCCCGCUGCCCGAGUGCGUGGACCCCGUCUACGAGCCCAAGCAGUGCUGUCCCGUCUGUAAACACGGACCAAACUGCCUGGCCGGCUCGAACGUCAUCCCCGCGGGUCGAGAGGUCAAAGUGGACGAAUGCACCACCUGCAACUGCAACUUCGACGGCGACUGGUACAAGACGGACCGCCAGGCCACCUGCAUCCAUGACUGCUGACGAGCGGUGGUGGGUGGUUCGGCGGUGGGCGCCAGGGGUGGUCAUCAUUUCCUCCCGUGUGGAUGGACUCUACGUCCGUCCCAGAGCCGUGGCUAGACAUUCCGGCAGCUGCUGGCGCCAGCACCGCCACAGCCGCAAAAAAAAAAUUGUUGAGCCACCAAGCCGCCGCUGCUCGCUUCGUUCUCCUACGAUUCGGCUACGCAUACGUGCGGCGCCAGCCCCCAGCACGCCCCACUCCAGAAGGCCACCCCACCCGUCUCCCUCCCCCCAAAAAGCCACCCUUUCCCCUCCCUUCCUGCUGCAGCACUGCGUCCAUGCUUCAUCCAUCCCCGCCCCUCCACUCUCCGCUCAUCCGUGAUGGCAGGAGGCCAACGCAAAAGCGUCACGCGGAGACACAUCCCUGCCGUGAAAAAGAGCUUCAUAGCUCAUCGUAAUUCCUCCAGUCUAGAUACAGAUUCUGAUUUUGACAUUCGGGUGAGUGCGAUAGAGAGACAGGGGAAUGCAUAAGCAGCAUUCCACGCAUAUGUUGAUUAUUUGUUAGACAUUCUAUUGCAGUGUUGUGGAGCUGACAACUCAAGCUAUAACAUCAGCAUAACGUGUAAGCGACCAAUACACUUUUAUUUGAUUUGAUAUGGUUUCUGUAACCCUGGCUUGAUGAGUCAGAGCGGCCGCUUGACUUGCAACACUGGCUGGCAUGUUCGUAAAAGCGACAGGGCGAGGAGGUGAUCUUUCCCAUUAGAAUCACAAGAAGACAGUGUCAUCCGUAUCGUCUACGUGUCCUGUUUCAUCAGGGCUUCAUUUCUCACUCGAUAUUUUCCGGAACGCAGCUAGGCUGCCUUGGAGCAGGAAUCAUCAGCAUAAGGUACUAACUACCACUAGAUUUCAAGGUGCAACUAUCCAUAGAAAUGCUAUGUUAUUGAACCUCUCAUUCCUAUAAUUGUAUGAGGACAUGAUAAGUAUCAUGAGAACAAAAUAAGGUAACAUGGAUGUGGCGUGCCAACAUAAUUCACUGAACAGCGUUCUGGACUAUCGUCCACUCCAUCACAAUUUCAUGAAUUGUGACUAUGUAUUUAGAAUUCAGAUAUCUAAUUAUUUAAGUUGUCAGUUACUGUAACGAUUAUGGCUUUGAUCACUCGACUAAUCUGAUAACAAAACAAUAUAGUUAGUUGGGAAAAAUCAUUACCGCUGUUCGCAUGUGUGCCGCUGGACGGGAGGUAAUAUUCUGGCCUUGGUGACGCCAUUGGCAUCAUCGGCCACGUUGUCACACUGGGCGUGGCUUUCUGGGGAGAUUAUUGUCCAAGUACAAUAAUCAAUUAGCAAGAGUGUUCGAUAAUAAUAUGUCGUUUGAUUAACCGACUAAUCGCCCCACCUCGAAAUAAUUCAAUAACCAGCUAUUUUGUAAUGUCGUGGUGCAUGUAGCAGGCACUAGUGGCUGGAGGGUCCUCACGCGAACCCAGUAAACACAAAAU